AUGGCCCGGAUGAAGCUGAGGAAACUGGAGGAGUAUCUGCAGGGCGUUGACGGCUUCGAGCAACCCAAGAUCCUUUUGGAACAGUACCCCACUCCACCGCACAUAGCCGCCUGUAUGGCGCACCACAUGCAGUCGCAGCACGAGGACAUCGAGGGAAAACUGGUGGGAGAUCUGGGCUGUGGCUGCGGAAUGCUCAGCAUUGCUUCCACCCUUCUGGGCGCACAGCUCACAGUUGGCUUUGAACUGGAUGGCGAUGCUGUGGACACCUUUAGGGGCAAUGUAGUGGAGAUGGAGCUUCCCAAUGUCGACUGCGUGCGGGCAGAUGUGCUGCAGCUGAUCGGCAGCAAGUGGGAGAAGUCUUUCGACACGGUGCUGAUGAACCCCCCAUUCGGAACAAAACACAAUGCCGGCAUGGACAUGCGGUUUCUGGAGGUGGCCCUACGGCUGGCCAACAGAGCAGUUUACUCCCUCCACAAGACGUCAACGCGGGCCUACAUUCAGAAAAAGGCACAGGAAUGGGGCGCCCGCGGCUCUGUGGUCGCAGAACUCCGGUACAACAUCGACGCCAGCUACAAGUUCCACAAGCAGAAGUCCAGAGAUAUCGAGGUUGACUUCUGGCGCUUUGAAAUCGGCAAGGAAUAGGAAGAAUUAUAUCAGUUGCAUUUAGUUUUGGACAUUAUAUGUAUUUGAAUUGUAAAUUGUAGCACAUUAAAAUUGAUCAUAUUUGUUUUCUACUCCACAUUAAA
Molecule: messenger RNA, 746 nt
Organism: Drosophila santomea
Lineage: Eukaryota; Metazoa; Arthropoda; Insecta; Diptera; Drosophilidae
Gene: Mettl5
Product: rRNA N6-adenosine-methyltransferase METTL5
Exons: 2
Coding region: 1-642 (213 amino acids)
Biological process (GO): rRNA methylation
Molecular function (GO): rRNA (adenine-N6-)-methyltransferase activity; nucleic acid binding
Source: RefSeq, a predicted model, not a curated record